Dothidotthia symphoricarpi CBS 119687 is the source of this 699-nucleotide messenger RNA. RefSeq lists its product as uncharacterized. The coding region runs from base 1 to 699 and encodes 232 amino acids. NCBI's taxonomy places the organism in Eukaryota, Fungi, Ascomycota, Dothideomycetes, Pleosporales, Dothidotthiaceae. The record is from RefSeq and is a predicted model, not a curated record. The transcript is spliced from 2 exons.
AUGACUUCGAAGCACCCACGCGAGGUGACUGAAGAGCUAGCCCGGCGCGAGGGGACCUUUACCGAUGAAUUUAUGCGAAAAGCAGAAGAAGAGGCAGAAAAUGGGCGGAAGGGAAUGCUGCAAGCAACCGAAUCUGGCGAGGAAAUUCGUGAAGACCUGAGAGAAGCAGUAGAAAUAUAUGUCAGUAUUGAAUGCAACGAGAAGGGUUUCUCCAGAACGAAUAUUGAGGCGAUAUGUCGGAGAGGCCAGAGCACUAAAGCACCUGGCCAAGGAUACACCGGCGAAAAGGGCAUCGGCUUCAAGUCGAUUUUCAAGUUCGCCAACAGGACACACAUACGCUCUGGUCCUUAUUACCUUGAGUUGGAUCAUAGGAGGGACCUUAGUAUGUUUACACCUCAGUGGGACGAAGACUUCUUUGAGAAGCACGAGAAAAAGUAUCAGACCACUAUCAUCCUGGAACGCAUCUGCAAUGAGUCGAAAGAUUCUUCAAGUGCGUUUAAAAUCGAUGUUGACGCAGUUGAUCCUGUCCUUAUCCUGUUUCUUCGGCGCAUAGUACGGUUACAUCUUACACUCUACAAGUCUCGCACAGAUCACAAGCCGGUCAUCUCAAAACGCUUCCGGCAUGUUGACUGGACGCCUGAUUCGGGCAUCGAAUCGCUCAAAGACGAAGAUACCAACAGGAUGCGUAGAUUUUACUAA